Molecule: messenger RNA, 691 nt
Organism: Adelges cooleyi (spruce gall adelgid)
Lineage: Eukaryota; Metazoa; Arthropoda; Insecta; Hemiptera; Adelgidae
Exons: 7
Coding region: 17-691 (224 amino acids)
Source: RefSeq, a predicted model, not a curated record
UGAAAUUUUUAAAAAUAUGGGCGUGCAGGAUAUGACAGGUUUUACAUACGAAGCAGAUAUGAAAGACGGUCGAAAAGUGCAAAGUGUUAUGGUAUUUCUGGCCAAAAACAAUAAGACCUUUGACCACUGGAUGAUCCAAAGUUUAUCAACCCACGAAGUAACAAUUUACUUGAGCCUGUUCAGAAAUCACGAAGAAAAAAAAGGCGAUGCCGAUGGUCUGGUUAACUCCGAGAAGUUUCAAAAUAUCAUUCAAGCUUUAAGUUUAAACGACGAAGAGAAAAAAAGUUUGGCCGAUUAUUUCGAAGGUUACAGUGCAAUUAACUUCGUGGAGUUCUUAUAUGGCUUUUUGAAAGUAAAACCUCUAGGCAGAGGUCUAAACGUGAAACAGAUUGUAGAUCUGAACAAUAUUAAAGAUCACAAAAUAAAUGCCGAUUACAUUCAACCUGAUAAACUAACAGAGUUUAUUAAAGGGUUAUCUAUAGUUAAGGACCAGGAUGAGGAAUGGGUUUUUGAACGCUUUCAAACGGCUGCUUUUGAGCUGCAAGAGCUGAUGGUUUUUUCAGCAGAAUACAACCAAACGGACAAUGCAGAAGUUGAAACCGUCUGUAAUACCAUUGAGGUUAGACGAGUUUUAGCAACAUUGACGCGGUCGUGUGUGGACGCAACUCACGGGUUGGGGUUAAGUCAAUAA